CCACCUCGUUGUUUCCAAGAGCCGGUGUCUGAGGGAGGCAUUGGUUGUUGUCUUAUCUGUCUAUAUCGUCAAUUUUACUCAGCUGUUUACAAAACAUUGCGGGAACGAACGCGGUAUUUACAUCCACAUUACGGGACCAAGUUUUGGGCUAUAUUUUCCUGGAUCACAAGCGGCUUUUCUUCUGUCCGGAUGAAAGGAUUCCUACCGCAUUUUUGUUGAUGCAACGUGGACUUAAAGCUCUGACGGGAAACGGGAGAGCCGUACUGUCGUAUUAAAAUUACUGCUUUAAGUCCAAACAAACAAACGAAGAAUACACACGUCGUUGACCUGUGGUGGAUAUAUACCUAAAGGAAUGCUGCUGUCCAAGCUCAAUUCUUUGGCCCACAUCUCCACCGAUAUGCCGGCGAAAAUCCAGCUACAAGUUCACCCAGUGAAGGAAAAGGAGCCUUUCGAGAAGCUUUAUCAGGUCGGCGCGGUGCUGGGCAGCGGCGGCUUCGGCACCGUCUACUCCGGUACGAGGAUAGCCGACGGAGCCCCGGUUGCUGUCAAACAUGUGGCCAAGGACAGGAUCUCUGAGUGGGGGGAGCUGCCGAAUGGCUCCCGGGUCCCUAUGGAGAUCGUGCUGUUGAAGAAAGUCGGGACGGGCUUCCGCGGCGUAAUCAAAAUGCUGGACUGGUUCGAGCGCCCGGACAGCUUCAUCAUUGUGAUGGAGAGGCCCGAACACGUCAAGGAUCUGUUUGACUUCAUCACCGAGAAAGGUGCCUUACCGGAGGAGCUGGCCCGGAGCUUUUUCCGCCAGGUACUGGAGGCUGUGCGGCACUGCCAUAACUGCGGCGUGGUGCACCGGGACAUCAAAGACGAGAACAUCCUGAUCGACCUCCGCACUGGAGAGAUGAAGCUCAUCGACUUCGGUUCAGGAGCCUUACUGAAAGACACCAUAUACACAGACUUUGAUGGCACAAGAGUGUAUAGCCCACCGGAGUGGAUCAAAUAUCAUCGUUAUCAUGGACGUUCUGCAACAGUUUGGUCCCUGGGUGUCUUGCUGUAUGACAUGGUGUGUGGGGACAUCCCAUUCGAACACGAUGAGGAGAUCACAAGAGGGCAGGUCCUCUUUCGGAGGAGAAUCUCCACAGAAUGCCAGCAGCUGAUCAAGUGGUGUCUGUCUCUGCGCCCAGCUGACCGUCCAUCCUUUGAGGAUAUCAUCAACCACUCGUGGAUGCAGAGCACAUCCUCCUCUGUAGUUCCGUCCACAGUGCAGACAGAGAAGACUACCACAGAGAUCAGGCUGCACAGCAUCAGCCACGAGCCCACAGCUUUCAUGCCCACCCCUGUAGCCGUGGCUCGGUGAUGGUGGUUCGCUCUGGUCCGAACCGGACUGCUCUGACACAUGAGACUAUUACAAAAGACUUAUGUAAGAGACUUGAAGCGGAGAGGAGGAGGGAUGGGCUGCACACCAAGCGCAGACACAGGCGAGAGCAAGGUGUAAAGGACUGCUCAUGACAUGGCAGGCCAGACCCUCUUCACACUCACAACCCCAACUACUUGAUUUUCCCAGCUGUUGACCCACGCCAGUGUCAGAACAUCAUCCUUGCUGGACUCUGAUCUAGGCAGCAUGUUUAUCAGUCUGUAGAAGGGUGUGUUCUGUAUGCACAGACACCUGUGUUGAGCGAAUACAGUACAUGUGCUCACCGUUUUGCUGAAUGGCAAACGGGGAGUCUGAGUUAUGUAACCUCUCGCUCUGUUCUCUGCGUCACAACAGAGUGGGAUGUACGGAGGAGCUGGCGAAGAGAAGCAUAAUUUUCAAAAAGUGCCUUCUGUGAGAUUGUUGGGGGACCCUGAAAAUACUUGAAUUUGUGAUAGCAAAAAGGCUCUUCUUCUCAACGACCUUUUUGCUCCUCACUCUAUACAAGGCUUUAUAUUGAUUAUUGCUGUUGUUUUUUGUUUCUUUUUCCUCUCAUGGGCCUAGAUCAGUAAAGCCUAUGCCAUUUACCACUAUCACUACUUCUACUACUUCAAUGUCAUUAGCAACCAGACAACCUCACAGCUCCGGUAGCAACCUGUGCAAACAAAUCAUAAAACAAGAAACACUGGACUUACCUCACUCUCUUUACUACAGCGUGCACCUCUACUCGCUCUACUCUACAACCUCCGCUUCCUCUUCUUCUGGUGUUGUACUGUAUACAAACACAAGGCUUAGGCGACCGCUUGUCCACGUCCACCCAAAUGCACACCACAAUGCAAAGUCAAGUACACAGAAAUACAACAUCCCCUGCUCGUCACUUCGAUUUUUUUAUGUUUAAACAGUGCCUCACAAAGGUCUUAAAAUUCAGUGGAGAUAAGAAUUGUAAAUAAUAUUUAUUAUUGCUGUGACUUCUUUCUCACCCUCAAUGAGCGCAGAAUUUAUUUAUUUAUUUAUGAGAGAAUUUCGGCUGUACGUAUGUAUUUCAUUCCACAGUCACCGAAGGGCCCACAGAUUAUUUAAAAAACAAAGACAAAAUGAUUUUGACCAUAUUUAUGGCUUGAAAUUUUGGAAGAGCAGAUUUGUGUGUGUAUGUUUUGUGUAUGUCAUGUAAAUAAUGUUGUAAAUAGUCCCAGAAGCACUUCCAUCUUAAUGUAUCUAAACAUUGAAAGUCUACUGAUGGUAACUGGUUUGUUACACUGUUGUCUGCUAUGUGAGUUAAUUCUGAAUGUUGGAUGUCUGUGUGUAUGAAUGUAUUUGUGGACAUGUGUGGUGUGUUUGUGUGUGUGUGAGAGAGAGAGAGAAAACGGGGGAGAUGUGGGAAAACUUCUGGUUUCAUGUUUUCAGCUUGGAUUGUUUUUUUUUUUUUUCAUCCAUUCAAAUUAGAAUUGUAAAUUAUGUUAGAAACUAUUUUUAUACGAUUUCAAUAAAUAUUUUUUUAACUAUGA
Molecule: messenger RNA, 2907 nt
Organism: Scatophagus argus
Lineage: Eukaryota; Metazoa; Chordata; Actinopteri; Scatophagidae
Gene: pim1
Product: Pim-1 proto-oncogene, serine/threonine kinase
Exons: 6
Coding region: 353-1348 (331 amino acids)
Biological process (GO): protein autophosphorylation; negative regulation of apoptotic process
Cellular component (GO): cytoplasm
Molecular function (GO): ATP binding; protein serine/threonine kinase activity
Source: RefSeq, a predicted model, not a curated record